Molecule: messenger RNA, 705 nt
Organism: Erinaceus europaeus (western European hedgehog)
Lineage: Eukaryota; Metazoa; Chordata; Mammalia; Eulipotyphla; Erinaceidae
Product: 5-hydroxyisourate hydrolase-like
Exons: 4
Coding region: 92-517 (141 amino acids)
Biological process (GO): purine nucleobase metabolic process
Molecular function (GO): hydroxyisourate hydrolase activity
Source: RefSeq, a predicted model, not a curated record
GUCGCGGCCCGGACGCUGGGAGGAGCGGGACGGGGCCGCGCCUCGGCUCGAACUUCUGACCCUGCUGCCCCUAGCGAGUGCAGCCUUGAACAUGAGCUCGGUGGCCGACCUGCGGCUGCGGAUGCUGCAGCGACACCUGGGUUUGCAGGCGGGCAGAGACAUGGAGGCAGUCAGCAGCCCGCUGACGACACACGUGCUGGACACCGCCUCAGGGCUCCCGGCCCAGGGCCUCUGCCUCCAGCUGUCCAGGCUUGAGGACCAUGGCCAGCAGUGGACUGAGCUGAAGAAAAGCUACACCAACUCUGACGGUCGCUGCCCUGGACUCCUGCCACCAGGCCAGAUGAAGGCAGGCACCUACAAGCUAUUCUUUGACACUGAGGGCUACUGGGGGAAGAGAGGGCAGGAGAGCUUCUACCCAUAUGUGGAGGUCGUUUUCACCAUCACCAAUGAGACCCACAAGUUCCAUGUACCUCUGCUGCUGAGUCCAUGGUCUUACACCACGUACCGAGGGAGCUAGUGGCAGGGCCACUUUCAGUCUGGAUGAUCGUCAGCUGACCUGUGAGCACCAACCCAUCCGUCACCAAGGGGAGCCGAGCCACCCUGGCCCUCAACUGAGUGGGCUCGUGUUCCUCAAAGAUGUCAGGUCACACAUCCAGUGAAAGGUUCUGUGACUUAUGUCAAUAAAGGCAGUGCUGGCAUCUGCAA